This is a messenger RNA of Penicillium subrubescens, 348 nucleotides long. RefSeq lists its product as uncharacterized. The transcript is spliced from 2 exons. The record is from RefSeq and is a predicted model, not a curated record. NCBI's taxonomy places the organism in Eukaryota, Fungi, Ascomycota, Eurotiomycetes, Eurotiales, Aspergillaceae. The coding region runs from base 1 to 348 and encodes 115 amino acids.
AUGACCUUUCACGCCCCUGUCUGGGGUGCCGAUGAAAACCCAUCGUUUGUGAUCCUUGACAUUAAUGGAUGGUACUGGGUAACCGGCAUAAAGUCCCGGUAUGUUCCAAUGGAUUCCUGGGAGGACUUUGGCCGUGGCAUUCCUGAACUCGGUGAGCAUCGGCUCCUCUUCGCAUUUACGCUGGCCACGGGUGGGCGAUACUACGGAGAUAUCCCAACGACAACGAAGAAUUCCGCCGUAUUAAAGAAAGCGGCAUCAGAGGCUAAGGAAAACUUGGGUCCAGAUGCAAAACUACUUCCUUUGAUUCAUUGGUUUCGGGUGAAGUUUGGAAAUAGCACUGUUAGGUGA